Messenger RNA from Hyaloscypha bicolor E, 309 nucleotides. Its product is annotated as heterokaryon incompatibility. The annotation marks the transcript as partial. NCBI's taxonomy places the organism in Eukaryota, Fungi, Ascomycota, Leotiomycetes, Helotiales, Hyaloscyphaceae. The transcript has a single exon. The record is from RefSeq and is a predicted model, not a curated record.
UAUGCUGCUCUGAGCUAUGUCUGGGGAAAUGCGGUGCAGGUCAAACUCGGCGGAUACAACGAGAUGAGUCUGCAAGUCAAAGACUCCUUAUUAAAAUUCAAACUACCACAAACAAUUUCAGAUGCCAUACACCUAACUCGACUGUUGGCCAUCAAAUUUUUGUGGGUUGACGUCCUCUGCAUUUGCCAGGGCCAGACCGACUUUGACCUCAGAGACAGACAAGAUCAACUAAACAACAUGGGAAACAUAUACCACCAGGCUUCAUUGACUAUUAUUGCAGCUUGUGGUGAUAAUGCAAACGCUGGUUUG